ACCUGCGCAGUGUCAACAGGGGGGCAAGCGAGCGGCAGUCGAUCCUCCGAUCCGGCCGACACGCUCGUCUGUAUCGAGCUGUCCUUUUUUAAAACCUUCAAAAACAUCAGACAAUCAAAUUCUUAAUUCAAACGUGAUACCUACACCAGUGACAAUUGAAUCGUGCAAAGUGGAAACGUUUUGUGUGGACCCCCAUUGUUCGAAAUCCGGAAUUGUGUUGAAAAGGACCUGAGAAACGCAAGUCACCGGACAGCCUCGUCAGAAUUUCGUCUACCUAUGUGAUGUUGGUUAAUUCUAGAUUUUCACCUGCAGCGGAAACGGCUUACGUAGACGGCUAGCGGUAAACGCCGUCCGCGCCGCACGCGAGUUCUUGUCCAUGUUGAGUAACCGUCAGGUUUCUAAAAAGUGCUUUCGACGCGUUUAAGAACACAAACAACUCGAAAACGUCGAAUUCGGACGUUACUACGGGUUCCGCGACAUCGCGGUCGCCUACGCGAAUACGUAAAGGUUGUUAUCCCGUUCCCGUUAGAAAGUUAUCUGAAUUGUAGUGUAGAUAGACAUGGACUGUGUGGAAGCGAAAGCACGGUAUUGAGAUUGGUAAACACUAAACAGUAAGCAUACAUGGACCGUGGAGUGUGAGAGGGUGCGUUGACAUCGUCGGGGAGGUGUUGUGUCGUGGUGGCGAGAUUGUGCAUGGCGCGAUGAUCAGCGGAGGUUGGGUGUGCGCGCUUCACGUGCGCACGGCGGGGCUCGGUGGCGCGGCCCUCGGCUCCGACGAGGAAGAGAUCGUGUACCUCGCGUACAUCGUCAUCGACGUUCUCUCCAACCAGGUGAUAGGAGAAAGAGAGUAUGCAGUUCGGCCGACACGGAGAGACGGCACGGCGGAAGAGCUACAGACUGGCCAGCCCUUAGAAGUAAUAGUUAAACAGUUCGACGACUUCGUGCGAUCUCUGCAAGUGGACCCCCACUCCCCCCUCUUCAGGCUUGUAACAGACGGACAACCCCCUCUGAGACAAUGCCUGCACCCCGAGGCGUGCAGCAAGGAGCUCACGCUGCCAGCGUACUACGCUCGCUUCCACGAUCUACGCAAAGAAUACGUGCGAGCGUACACGCUGCGAGCGGUCGCGCCGCGAGCGCAGGCGCCGCCGCCGCCGCCGCCGCCGGACAACCCCGCCUGUCUGCUGGAUAUGCUCAAUUAUUUAGGUAUACCUCCAUAUUCUGGAGACAACUUUUACAUUGCAGAAGUCAAAGACAUGGUCAGUGUGAUACAAAGGAUAAUAUCCGAUGGUUUCCGGUUAGAGUUGCCAGAGACUGUUGACUUAGUUUUAGAAACUGGAAUUUGCUCAAAAGACGAUGAAAUAGACGGCAACUGCAUCGUUCGCGCCCGCGGCUUGCCCUGGCAGUCGUCGGACCAAGACAUCGCAAAGUUCUUCAGAGGACUCAAUGUUGCCAAGGGCGGAGUAGCGCUGUGUUUGUCGCCGCAGGGGCGCCGUAACGGCGAAGCGUUGGUGCGGUUCAUCUCGCAGGAGCACCGCGAUAUGGCGCUCAAGCGGCAUAAACACCACAUCGGCCCUCGGUACAUUGAGGUGUACCGUGCGAGCGGCGAAGACUUCUUGUCCGUAGCGGGCGGCGCGACGUGCGAGGCGGCGGCGUUCCUGUCGCGAGGCGCGCAGGUCAUCGUCCGCAUGCGCGGCCUGCCCUACGACGCGCAGCCGCAGCAAGUUCUUGAAUUCUUCUCAACGGGUGACGACCCAGUGCAAGUGCUAGAUGGCGCUGAAGGCGUACUUUUCGUUCGGCGAGCCGAUGGCCGAGCCACUGGCGACGCCUUUGUGCUAUUCGCGAAGGAAGAUGACGCGCCCAAAGCGCUUUCGAGGCACAGGAAAUUAAUAGGAGCACGAUAUAUCGAAUUAUUUCGAUCUACUACAGCGGAGGUGCAGCAGGUGUUAAACCGGUCGCUAGAGACUCGCACAAGCACCGCCAGCACGCCGGCGGCGGCGCCCGCGCCCGCCGAGGGGCUGCUGCCGGUGGCGCUGGUGCCGCAGCACGUCAUCACCUCCGGCACCGCCAAGGACUGCGUGCGCCUACGCGGCCUGCCCUACGAGGCGCAGGUUAGCCUGCAGUCCAAGUGCAAGCCCAGAUACCUAACGUCCUCAGCGGCUCAGCCUGAGAGGUCGCUAGAGACUCGCACAAGCACCGCCAGCACGCCGGCGGCGGCGCCCGCGCCCGCCGAGGGGCUGCUGCCGGUGGCGCUGGUGCCGCAGCACGUCAUCACCUCCGGCACCGCCAAGGACUGCGUGCGCCUGCGCGGCCUGCCCUACGAGGCGCAGGUGGAACACAUACUGACCUUCCUGGACGAGUUCGCCAAGAACAUUGUGGUGCAAGGAGUCCACAUGGUUUUCAACGCUCAGGGUCACCCGAGUGGCGAAGCCUUCAUCCAGAUGGACAGCGAGGCCAGCGCGUAUUUAUGUGCGCAGCAGAAACACCACCGGUACAUGACCUUCGGAAAGAAGCAGCGGUACAUCGAGGUGUUCCAGUGUUCCGGGGACGACAUGAACCUGGUGCUGACGGGCGGCGUGACCCCCGCGACGUCGCCCAAGGUGCUUUCGCCCGGUACGUUGGCCCCCGCCCCGGCGCCGGCGCCUCGUCUGCUGGCACACCACAUCGCGCAGCAGAGCCUGCUCGCGCGACAGCACGAAAGCCUCCUGCUCGCCUCCCUCCGCCCCCCUCUCGUCCCUCUCCUCCCCUACGCCCGCCGCCCCCAACCCCCCACCCCGCACCCCCUCCAGCACCUCAUCCCCCAACAACAAGUCCUCCCGACCAAACGCUCCUACGACCACGCUUUCCAAGUCCAAACCGACCAAACCCCCGCCAAACGACAGUACACCGUCCCCCAACAAAUGACUCCGUCGCUAUCCCUCCCUAUGCUCUCCUACGCCACCUCCGCUCCCAUUUUCUCCUACGCCAACACCAAUCCGGUCCUAUCUACGUACCCGAGUCUCCCCACUGCGAUGCCCACGGCUCUCCCCGCGGGGUACGGGUCUCUCCCCACUCUUCCCACUAUGAGCACCCCCUUCCCCACUCUAUCCAUGUUCCCCACUUACCCGUACUACCCUGGACACGUCGAGUCCGCUGACGUAUUACUACCCGUCGAUGGGUCCGACACUGCCGCCGCCGCCGCCGCUGCUCUACUGGGGGUAUCCCACGCCGCCGGUGUCGCCGGCGCACUACUACCACCCGCCGCAUCAUCCGCAAACCAUGAUACCAGAGGUGGUGUCAGUCGGAGGAGGGUCGCCCCUCCCAAUCCCUCCCCCCACGGCGUGCCCCGAUUGGCCCAUCUACAUAGUCAACUAGGGCCGAAACAUUUCUGAAGUACGCAACGCAAAAAUCGUUUCCUCUGCCUAUUUUUUACUUGUAUGACGUGCUUAAAAAUAUUGGCGGAUAAAAAAAGAAAUACCUAAUUUAAUUUAAUAAAUUACAAUAAAAUUUAGAACUCGAUGAAAAAUAAAAAAAUAACGUUAUUUACAAACAUAUUAUGGCUCAAAAUUUAUAGUGAUAUUAUAAGAUAUAAUAAUAUAUUAUGAUAAUUUUUAUUCGAACAUUUAAUAAUAAUUGUUAUAAGUUAUUGAGUUUAUUCUUAUUUUGUUUUAUUAUUUUAUAACACGUCGUUUGUUGAUCUAUGAUGUAUUUAAAAACGAAUCUAAUAGUACUAGGUAAUAGUAUUCUAAAACGACUUAGAAAAAUAAAAAUCAUUUACUUAAGUUUAUCAUUUGUUACGAUUAGUUAACAUGAAACUUUUAUACUUUGUUUUUACAUAUUAUUUUAUGCAUAAUCAAUCUUCAUACGCAACAGGCUAAAAAAUUAGUUCCUUGCCAUAGUUUCAUAUCGCUUUCAAAUAAUAUCGUUACAUUAUAUUAUUGUUCUCACUAAUAAAUAAACAACGAAUUGAUACACAGUGAUAUAAAGGUGCUGUUGUUAAUUAAUUUUGUAGAAAUUGAACCAAAUAUGUUGAAUUAUGAAGUACUAUCACAUAAGACUAGCGUAGUGACAUAAGAGAUCGCUCAAUUAGAUGGUAACGUAGAAAUAGUGCGCAAACCAUUAAAAGAACUGUAUGCCAUAAUGAUUAAAAGUAGUUUUCGAGCAGUGCAAUGUUUCAUGCCAGUGAGCAAGCUCAUGCCGUGUCUGUACUGUUCAUAUUAUGCUUUUAAGUUCAAUCUGAUUGCUCAUUUAAUUAUUUUUUAAUUAUUAAGUUAUGUUUUCAAGCCAAACUUGACUAUGUAGUGUAUCUAGUUUGAGUAGCAAGUGUAUUCAUAGUAAAUUAUCUAGCAGGUUAGCGUUUGUUUAUGAGUUUUGAGGUCUUUUGGAUUCAAGUUACAUUUUGCGCUUUACGAUUUAUUGUAGUUAUCAUACAAAAAUUCGAUUACAAAAACUAAAUCUGCGCCAGAAUACGCUAAUCUGUAAGAGCUACUGCAGCGCCCCUGGUGGACGCAUGCAGAAACGUUUCUCUGCCAUUUACUUUGAAAUGUCGAAGAAAUUAGAUUUUUAGGCAUAAUAAUUACAUAUAAUUUAAUUGUCUAAAAACCUAAUUUGAAGGUAUGUUGUUUUUUGUGUUAAAUAUUAGUAAUUCUUGCCCAAAUUUUCUUGGCCAGUAGAAUAUUUUGGAGUCAAAUUUGGCUUGAUUUUAAAUAAUAAGUAGGUAAGUUUGAACUUAGUUGCUGCCUCGAAAAAUUAUUCCAUAGGAAACCUUUUCUGGUUAAUAUAGACUUUAUCAUCAUAAUACAUUUUAUAAAUGUUAGAAUAUUUCUAAUAUAUUUUAUGUUCUUUGACAUAUCAUAUUUCUUAUCAAAUUAAUCAUAUUAAAUAUUGUUAAACUAUGACGGAAAAUUUAAACACGCCCUAUAGCUUUUACAGGAGUAGUUUAAUUUAGUUAUUUCUCGUUAUCAAUCUGUUUCUACAAUUUAAUUUUAUUUUAUGUUAGCAUAUUAUGGUAUAUUUAAUUGGCAUAAUAACUAAGAUAUUAUGACAAAAACAACAAAAUCGAAAUGUCUUCCAAUUUUGUAAAAUAAUUUAUAUGAUAUAAUAAAUAUUAAUUAUUUAUUUAAGUUUGUCACAAAUUGUUGUGAUCAAAUAUUUAGCUAAAAUUUUAUAUUUUUAGUUUGAUUUAAGUUUCUAGAUUUUCUUUGUUUGUAUUGCCUAAAAAUGUUGUUUGACUAAAAAUAUUAUUUGUUGAAAAAAAAAACUAAAACGACAAUUAUUAAGGCUCUAUCACAAUAUUUAGUUUAAUAAAGUUACUACCACGCGGCCUAGCCGCUUGAUAUGAAUAUGAAUUUUCUCUACAUUUGUUAAAUUUUAAAUUUUCUAUUUUUAAGUUUGUACACCAUGACAUAUCCAUAGAAUUUAUUGCACUAACACACAAAAACCAAUUCGGUUAUAUUCACGACUAAAGAAACUGAAAUGUUAAAUAAUCUAAUUUUCUCAUUGAAUAAAUAGGGACAGAACAGAAUAAUUGCCUUUUCAACUAAAUUACCGAAAAAUAUAUUGUUGGAUGAAUACAGACGUAUAAUGUGUAGAAAAAUAUUCAUUUUAGUUUGACAAAUUCAAUAUUCUGCCACUAUUUCAUUCACUCAGAAAAGUAUAAUACAUUUCAACUUCCAUCAUUUUCUAUUGUUAUAGUAUAGAAAAUAUGAAAAACAGUUAACUAAUUUAUUUCUGGAUCUCUCAUUAAGUAAUAACAUAAAUCAUUAAUAGAUUUCUAUACCAAAUUCCUCUUAUCUUAAAUUUAUAAUAUCAAGAGUAAACAUUUUGCUGUAGACUUCAAGUUUUGUAAGAUUUUUAUACAUUUUACGAUAAUAUCAACAAAAUGUUUUAACUAAACGUGUUAUUUGAAAUCACUAUGUAGUUUUAGUUUCAUAAAUUGAGAAGUUAUAAUAUUAGUUAUUAGUAAAAUGCAUAAUUUUGCGAAAUGAUCACGAGCAUUCACAAUUUUUAAUUUAUUAGAGAAAUACUUAUACUUAGAUAUUUUCUCCCCUGCUUUUUAAGUUCAAAAUUAUUUUUCUUAUUUAUAGUGAAUACCUACUUAAGUUACUUUCUUAAAUAUUAAUCACACGUUGAAGUUACUCGAUAACAGCUCAUUUUAUUUAUAUAAUCGUUUGCUGUUGAAUUAUAUUGUUGAAGAUAUUAUUUUUGUUACUUUUAUAUUUUAUAUAAAAAUCUUCAUUCAGUGAUAUUCCGCUUGCAAAGUGAUCUUAUUGAAAAAUUGUUACCUACAUUCUAUUGUACGUUAUCUUUUCAUAGGUCUGUUGAUUUAGUCUAAAACUAUAAUUAUUGAUUAGUUUAAACGUAGUUUUAGUCAUUUAGAAUGUGCAAUUUUAGAAUAUAGUCACAGUUUCGAUUUUAAUGCCAAAACACUUUUGGUUUCAUAUCAUACAAAGUAGUAAAUGAAUAAAUAAAUUAGAUAAUUAUUA
Ostrinia nubilalis (European corn borer) is the source of this 6461-nucleotide messenger RNA. It is a transcript of the gene fus, whose product is annotated as RNA-binding protein fusilli. The record is from RefSeq and is a predicted model, not a curated record. NCBI's taxonomy places the organism in Eukaryota, Metazoa, Arthropoda, Insecta, Lepidoptera, Crambidae. Gene Ontology annotation, molecular function: mRNA binding. The transcript has 19 exons. The coding region runs from base 702 to 3368 and encodes 888 amino acids.